This is a messenger RNA of Ctenocephalides felis (cat flea), 1395 nucleotides long. RefSeq names its product probable citrate synthase 2, mitochondrial. The record is from RefSeq and is a predicted model, not a curated record. Gene Ontology annotation, cellular component: mitochondrial matrix. Lineage: Eukaryota; Metazoa; Arthropoda; Insecta; Siphonaptera; Pulicidae. The coding region runs from base 1 to 1395 and encodes 464 amino acids. The transcript is spliced from 7 exons. Gene Ontology annotation, biological process: citrate metabolic process; carbohydrate metabolic process; tricarboxylic acid cycle.
AUGCCGCUAAAUGCAAAUAAGUUAUCAGAGGCAUGCCAUAAAGUUGCCCCAGUUAUAGCUACAUCUUUAAACCAUGGAAUUGCUGAAUCAACAAACCUUAAGACAGUUUUAUCCAAAAUAGUUCCCAUAGAACAAAACAAGGUGCAAGAAUUUCGUAAGGCACAUGGAAAUAAAAAAAUCUGCGACGUUACUGUCGACAUGAUAUACGGUGGUAUGCGCGGUAUGAAAGGAUUAGUCUGCCAAACUUCCGUUUUGGACCCCGACGAGGGUAUUCGUUUCCGUGGUUUAUCUAUACCAGAAUGCCAAAAGCUCUUACCUAAAGCAGAAAAUGGUGAAGAGCCUUUACCUGAAGGUCUUUUUUGGUUGUUAAUUACUGGUAAAGUACCGACUGAGGAACAAGUCAAAGCUUUAUCUAAGGAAUGGGCAGAACGGGCUACGUUACCAGCCCAUGUUGUUUGUUUAUUGAACAACAUGCCUCGAAAACAACAUCCAAUGUCACAAUUUUCAUGUGCAGUUACUGCUUUGAAUAGUGAGAGCAAAUUUGUGAAGGCGUAUAAUCAAGGAGUUAAAAAGAGCCAGUAUUGGGAGUAUGUAUUUGAAGACAGCAUGAACUUAAUAGCAAAACUUCCGGUAGUAGCUGCUACAAUUUACCGGAACACCUACAGAGAUGGUAAAGGGAUUGACGCUAUUUGUACAAAACUGGACUGGUCUGCCAAUUUCACAAAAAUGCUUGGUUACGAAGAUGAAAAGUUUACAGAGUUGAUACGGUUAUACCUCACUAUUCAUAGCGAUCACGAAGGUGGCAAUGUGUCUGCUCACACAACCCACCUGGUUGGAUCAGCUCUGAGUGAUCCGUACCUGUCGCUCGCUGCAGGUUUGAAUGGAUUAGCAGGACCUCUGCAUGGACUCGCAAACCAGGAAGUCCUUGUCUGGUUUAUGAAAAUGCAGAAAGAACUCGGAGACGAUGUAUCUGAAGAAAAAAUGAAAGAAUUUAUUUGGAAAACUCUCAAGAGCGGACAGGUUAUACCUGGUUAUGGGCAUGCUGUUCUCCGAAAGACUGAUCCGCGUUAUAUAUGCCAAAGGGAAUUUGCUCUUAAACAUUUACCGGAUGAUCCACUAUUUAAAUUAACAUCUACAGCGUAUAAAGUGGUACCACCUAUUCUCACAGAAUUAGGGAAAGUCAAGAACCCUUGGCCAAAUGUGGACGCUCAUAGUGGUGUUCUGUUACAGCAUUACGGCAUGAAGGAAAUGAACUUCUACACCGUCUUAUUUGGAGUAUCACGUGCUCUUGGUGUUUUGGCCUCUUUGGUUUGGGAUCGCGCCAUGAAUUUGCCAAUUGAACGACCAAAAUCAAUGUCCACAGAUGCACUGAUCAAAGCCGUCAAGGAGAACUAA